Manis pentadactyla (Chinese pangolin) is the source of this 11345-nucleotide messenger RNA. RefSeq names its product ankyrin repeat domain-containing protein 26-like. Lineage: Eukaryota; Metazoa; Chordata; Mammalia; Pholidota; Manidae. Gene Ontology annotation, molecular function: protein binding. The record is from RefSeq and is a predicted model, not a curated record. The transcript is spliced from 30 exons.
CGCACGUGUGUUGAGCGGCUUUGCCAGCCGACAGUUAGUCUCAGCUGAAAGAUUCGAAACCGCCGAUCCGAGUUGGGCGGUUGUGGCCAGACCCGGUUGGCUUAUCUCAUAGCACUGGCGGAAGGCAGCGCCGGAGCUGAGGGUGUCUCUGGAAGCCCGUUGGCUCCGCGAUGAAGAAGAUUUUUGGUUUCUGGGGUAGGCAGAGCGACUCUCCUUGGGGCCCCUCCAGCAGCGAGCGGAGGGACAGCGGGGGCGGCCUGCGGAAGGACAGCAAGAGAGCCGACUCCCAGCCCGGGUACCACAUUGCAGACAAAGAUCUUGGGAAGAUACACAAGGCUGCCAACUUGGGCAAAGUAGCCCAAGUGCAGCAGGUCCUAUUGCUCGGAAAAAAUGGCUUAAAUGAUAGAGACAAGAUGAACAGGACUGCUCUCCAUUUGGCCUGUGCUAAUGGCCAUGCAGAGGUAGUAACUCUCCUAGUAGAGAGAAAAUGCCAGCUUAACCUAUAUGAUAAUGAAAACAGGACAGCUCUUAUUAAGGCCGUGCAAUGCCAGCAGGAGGAAUGUGCAACUAUUCUUCUAGAACAUGGUGCCAAUCCAAAUCUUACAGACAUCGGUGGCAACACUGCUCUCCACUAUGCUGCCCUUGGUCAGAAUUUAUCAAUAGCUGAAAAGCUGCUUUCACACAACGCAAACAUUGAGGCAAGAAACAAGGAUGACCUUACACCACUUUUACUUGCUGUAAGUGAAAACAAACAGCAAAUGGUAGAAUUUUUAGCAAAGAAAGAAGCAAGUAUAUGUGCAGCUGAUAUGAUGAAAAGCAAUCGUAAAGAGGAAAAGGAAUCUAAAAUUUCUUCUCAAAAUUCUCUAAAUCCUUCUCCAGAGUUUGCAGAUUGGGAUUCUCCUAGUUUCAGUUUUGAGACUUGUAAGAGAUCCAGAGAUUUGAAAAUUGAUGAUAAAUGUAUAUUUGUGUCACAAUCAAUCACCAGAAAUCAGACAGCAUCCACAGAAUUUGGACAGAUGACCUUAACAGAUAAAGAAAAGAUUAAUAUUGGAGCUGUGUUUCUGUUAGGGAAUUAUACGCUCUGUGACCUGUGUGAAUCACAGCUUUCAGAACAGAGAGAGAGCAAAGAAGAUUUGUCAGCAGAAGUAGACUUACAAAUGAUAUCAGAGGAAGAACAAGAAAGGCGUGAUGGAAGUGAAUAUAAUCACCCACAGGUUGAAGAAGAAAAGCAGCAGCACAAAAGUAAUGACAUGGGAGAAUCAGGAAACAUACAUGCUGCUGCUGCUGCUGCUGCUGGGUUAAUUCAACAAAGAAAAAGGGACAAAACUGAUAACCAGCAAUUUCCUCUUGCGCAGAGUGAAGAUUCUGAUAGCUCUCCAGGCCUUCAUAUGAAGGAAGUAAAGAAAAAUUAAAAUGACAAAUGGACAUCAGAAGAAUCUGUGACUAAACUAAUGUUUGAGAAGGCUGAUGCACUAACUGGUGGUCUACUACAAGUGAAUGAUGACAGCAGUUCAAGUGAAAUAGAUCAGGGUGAAGGAAGACCUGCAAAGAAAACAUCUGAUGAAAGGAAUAAGGUCAAAAAGCAAAUUAAUUCAAUGGAUGACCUUGAUGACUUAACUCAGUCAUCUGAAACAGCUUCAGAGGGCAAGAAUUCCAUGUUGCUAAUUAAACAACUUGGCAUGGAGUGUAAAGAUUCUGUGAGCUUACUGAAAAUCCAGGAUGUAGUUCUUUCAUGUGAAAGAUUAAUAGAACUUAAAAAAGGUCACUGUGAACUACUUAAAGGAAAAGUAAAAAAUAUGGAACAUAAGGUUAGUGGACUACAAAAGGAGCUAUCAGAAACAAAAGAGAUGGCAUCACAGUUAGAGCAUCAAAAAGUGGAAUGGGAACAAGAACUCAGCAGUUUGAGAUUUACCUUAAAACAAGAAAAAGAAAAGAGAAGAAAUGCUGAUAUGUUGUAUGAAAAAACUAGGAUGCAUUUAAGAAGAAAAGAGGAGCAAUACAGUAAAGAAGUUGAAAAGAAACAACAAUUGGAAUUUGCUCUUCGAACACGAGACAUGGAAUUGAGGACUGUAAGAAUUAAUCUGAAUCAGGUUACAGAAGAGCGAAAUGACAUUCAGAGGCAACUUUCUCAAGAACAGAAUGCCAGAAUAUUGCAAGACAGGAUUCUGACCAAUCACCUUUGCAAACAAAAGGGGACAGAAAUGGCACAUACAAAAAUGAAUUCUGAGGUUUCUGAUGGUCAUGAAAAAGAUCUCUUGCAUAAAAACCACAUGUUGCAGGAUGAAAUUGCCAUGCUAAGACUGGAAAUAGACACAAUAAAAAAUCAGAACCAGGAAAAGGAAAAGAAAUGUUUUGAGGACAUUGAAAUUAUAAAAGAAAAAAAUGAUGAUCUUCAAAAGACAAUAAAAGUGAAUGAGGAAACACUAACAAAAGCCAUACUCCAAUACAGUGGACAGCUUAAUGUCCUGACAGCUGAGAAUGCAAUGCUAAACUCUAAGCUGGAGAACGAAAAACAAAACAAAGAAAGAUUGGAGACAGAAGUUGAAUCAUACCAUUCUAGACUGGCUGCUGCUAUACAGGAUUAUGAUCAAAGUCAGGCAUCAAAAAGAGAUCUAGAACUCGCUUUCCAGAGAGCAAAAGAUGAGUGGUUUCGUUUACAGGACAAAAUCAAUUUUGAUGUGUCUAACCUAAAAGAUAACAAUGAGACUCUUUCUCAGCAGCUUUCUAAAGCUGAAAGUAAAUUCAAUAGCCUCGAAAUUGAGCUCCAUCACAUGAGAGAUGCUCUCAGAGAAAAGACUUUGGUUUUAGAACUUGUGCAAAGAGACCUAAGCCACAUACAGUGUCGAAAUAAGGAAAUUGAACAAAUGUAUCAGAAUGAGCAAGGUAAAGUGAGUAAGUACAUUGGAAAGCAGGAAUCCUUAGAGGAGAGAUUAUCUCAACUACAAAGUGAAAAUACCUUGCUCCAACAGCAGUUGGAUGAUGCUCAGAACAAAGCUGACAAUAAAGAAAAGACAGUAAUUAAUAUCCAAGACCAGUUUCAGGAAAUUGUAAAAAAACUGCAAGCUGAAAGUGAAAAACAAGAUCAUAUGCUGAAAGAAAGAAAUGAAGAAUUAAUCAAUUAUUGUAAUAAUUUAAAAGAAAGAAUGCAUCAGUAUGAAAAUGAGAAAGCAGAAAGAGAAGUAGUUAUGAGACAACUUCAACAAGAACUGGCUGAUACCCUAAAAAAACAAUCUAUGUCAGAGGCUUCUCUGGAGGUUACAUCAUGUUACCAAAUUAAUUUAGAAGAUGAAACACAGGACUUAAAGAAGAAAUUGAGGCAAAUCAGAACUCAAUUGGAAGAAGCACAAGGUCAACAUAUAGAGGCUGUAAGAUGUGCUCAGAAGACACAGGAUCACUUGCAAAGGCUUGAAAUCGAAAAUGACAACUUAAAAGUAACAAUCAAAAAGCAAGUAGGCAAAAUUGAACAGCUUCAGAAAAACCUUGUAAGUACAAGUUUGUAUCAAGGUGAAAAGGAACAGUUAAAGAAAUUGACAGAGUUAAAACAAUCUCUAGAACAUAGUUUGGAUCAAGAAGUGAAGAAAAACAGUGAAUUAGAAAAAGAGAUUUUUGGACUUAAGAAACUCUUAAAAAGGACAAGAAAGAAGUUAAAUGAAUAUGAAAAUGGAGAGCUUUGUUUCCAUGGAGAUUUAAAACCUGAUCAAACUGAAAUGGACAUUCAUAUUAAUAAACUAAAACAUAAGAUUAAUGAUCUUACAGCAAAACUGGAAACUUCAUCUUCAAAAUGUCAAAAUCUAGAUGCAAGAAAUCAAGUUCUUCAACAGGAGCUAUUAUCUAUGAGAGCAAUGCAAAAGAAAUGUGAAAAACUAGAGAAGAAUAAAAAGAAGUUGGAACAGAAAGUAGUAAACCUCAGGAAUUAUAUAGAAAUAAAUAUGGUAGAACACAGCCAAGUAGAACUGUAUAAGCGGAACAUUGAAGAAAGAGCAAGACAGGAAAUAGUAGAAAAAUUAAAAGAAGUCAAUCUGUUUUUACAGGCACAAGCAGCAUCUCAAGAAAAGUUAGAGCAGUUGAGAGAAAAUAAUAGUGCUUCAAUAAGAAGCGAGAUGGAACUCAGAAUUAAAGACCUGGAAUUUGAGCUCUCCAAAACAAAAACUUCUCAAUAUUCUAGUAAAACAGAAUUGGAAAAAUACAAGCAACUCUACCAGGAAGAAUUAAAAGUUAGAAAUUCAUUGGAAAAUAAACUAAACAUUCUCUACAGGACUAAUGAGAGGCUAACAGAGAUCAAUGCCAAACUUCUUGAGGAGAACCAGCAGAACAGAACUUUACUCAGCACUAUGAGACCAGCGCUGGAAACACCUUGCGUUGGAAAUCUUAAAGAUUCAGUGCUCAAUAGAAAUCUUACUCCAAGAGAAAACUUACCAAUUCCUACUCCAAACCCGCGGACUUCAGAUAACAUAGAGACGUUCCUUGCCAAGGUGCAGCAGGAAUUUGAAGAGAAUAUAACUAGAGAACUAGAAGAAGCUGCUGCUGAAUUUGAAUCUGAAUUCUGUAGAAUUCCUCCACUAGGAUCUACUGAUAUGUCAGAUUCAACUCAAUAUCUACUUUUGAAAACAGCACAAGAAUAUGCACAGAUUUUGAGGAAAAAUUAUAUGAUCUGAAAGAUAAAUGUAAAAAUAUAUAUACUGGUCUGUUUAUGUAACAUUUUCAUCCUUUUGCAUUAAACAUAGGACAUGUGAAAAUCUUUAUUAAAGGAAAAUAUUUUUGUUUCAUGUGUAUGAUGAAAAUUUAUACACUAUUUUAAACUUUAUUUCCUGGCACCUUACUAACUUUUAAGAUUUUGUGAAUGAAAGCUGGCACUAGGGAGCUGCCCGAGUACCAGCUAUUUAAAACAGCAUCCAAACACUCACAUUGUUGUUAAUACCUCAGGGGGGUUAAUUUUUAGCUUUUUUGUAUUUUCCACUUUUUAUCACGAUAUAUGGGCCUCAAGAUUUAGACAGACAUCAUUUUGAUAUGCUACUGCUAUGGAUUUUAUUAAUAUUUUGAUGUGUUAAUGAUUGUUAGAGUGCUAUAAAACAUGUAAUUUAAUUUUAAACACUGAUGCACAGAUAUUCAUGCAGAAAUAAGAUUUGCCUAAGGCUUUUCUCCUUUUCUAUUUAUUUAUUUUGAUUUACUUUUUGAAACGGGUGUUAAAAUUAGAGAAAAGUUCCCAGUUUUAGUAGAAAGAGCUUCAUUCCCUGGCAUCAUCUGAGAAUAUUUGCUGACAUUAAGCCACCUUCCCUGAUUCCUUUAGUGUUUAUUUCCUACAAGUUAGUAUGUUCCACAUAAUUACCAGAAAAUUAACACUAAUACAUUCGAGUAUUCAGUCCUCAUGUUUUUUUCACAUGUUGCCACUAGUCUGUAGUGUCCCUUAGAGCAAAAAGAUGCCACUCAGACCCACAGAUCACAUUUGGCUGUUGUGCCUGUUAGUCGUCUUCAGUCUGGAACAGUUCCUCACUCUGUCCUUGAUUUUCAUGACCUUAAAUCUUUUGAAGAGUAAAUCCCAGUAACAUAGAAUGUACCUCAAUGUGGAUUUUUCUGUUUUUAUUGAUAAGCUUCAAAUCAAACACUUUCAGCCAAAGGCUUACAGAAGUGGUCCUAUACUCUUUCUCCCUGCAUCCUGUCAUUUGGCCUAUGAUUUUGAUUUGUCCCCUUCCUGGUGAUGUUAGCAGUGGUCACUGAGAAUGUAGCAAGGCCAGAUUUCUCCACUAGAAUGUCCCCUUUUCACUUUAUAGUGAAUUAUUAUUUUAUAGGGAAGAGCUUUGAGACUAUGUAAAUACCUUUGUUCCUCAUCAAAUUUCUGAUUAUUCAUUUACUUCGGUCAAUAUGGAUUCAUUGUUUAUUUUAUUCAGUGGGCUAUAAAUUGUUAAUACCAUUUUUAAAGUUCAUUUUUCUUUUAGAAAUGUUCUAUUUUGAUAAUUUCAGACAUAUGGAAAAGUUGCAAGAAUAGUGCAAAGAACUCUUGGAUCCCAUUCCCCAAAUGUCAACAUUUUACUGUAUUUGCUUUAUGUUUUCUCCCUUCUCACUUUCUAGAUAAAUAUACAGGUAGGAAUAUAAUAGUUUUUUUUCCUGAACCAUUUGUAAAUUGUAGACAUGAUUACUCCUAUGAACAAGGAAUUAUCUUAACGUAACUGUAACAUAAUUAUCAAAAUCAGAAAGAUCUAUCGACCCUAUUCAGAUUUUGCUAAUUGUCUCAAUAAUAUCUUUUUUAGGCAGAGAAAAGCUAUUAUGCUGUGUUGUGUCCAAAAGUCCUCUGUCUUUAGUCGCCUUCAAUCUGGGGCAGUAUGUUAGUCUUUGAUAUUCAUGAUAUGUACAUUUUGAAGAGUGUAGGUCAGCUGUUUUAUAAGUAGUUCGGUUAUUCUGAAGAUUUUUCCUCAGUUCAGGUUUGUUGGAUACUUCCUCAUGAGCAGAUUCCGGUUAUGCCUGUUUGGACAGGAUUGUCACACAAGUGAUGCUGAGUUCAUGUCAAAACAGUAAAUCUUGAAGGCACAGUCUUGGUACCAUUACUGGCAAUGUUGACUUUGAUCAUUUCGUUAAGAAAUGUCUGUCAGGUAUGAAUUCAUAAGUAUGUAAUUGGAUAACAAAAUUAAAAGUUUAACUUUGAUUUUUAAGAUACAGUUGAUAUUAACAGAACUUAAAUAAUGUAUGUAUUAUACUUAAAUUGCCCUUUUUAGUACACUCAUAACUUCUUUUACCAUUACCGUGGCCUAUAUACAGAUUCAUGUUUUGUAAUUAUGAUGCUAACCAUAGUCUUAAUCAUUUUUAUUAAUUACCACCUAUAAGUAGCCAACUUUUCUUUUCUUCAGACAGAAAUCUACAAGACUAGGAAUCCAAAAAUUGCUGAUGCUUUUUUACGAAUACAAAUUGUAGAUUAUCCUUAUAAAUUUUAAGAUUGCAAAAGAAAUGCAUAUAUAAAAUCAUCUGAGACAUUUGGAUGUUGAAUCAUUUGAUAAUGGAUAGGAGUAAAUUCAUACGUUUUUGACUGAAAUUUUUUAUUUGUGGCAACAAAAAAUGUUGGAAAUUCUUUGAUUCUUUUACCUUUAAGAGGGGGAGCCUUAUUCUCCCUUUAGUAUGGACUACACUUAGGGGUAUAUUUCUAAUGAAUAGAACAAAGUGGUCAUGACAAUGUGUGACUUAAGAGACAAGGUAAUGCAAAGCACCAGUGUCCUCCUUUCUUUCUGAGAUCAUUUGUUCUGGCAGAAGCCAGCUGCCAGGUGGUGAGGACUCUUAAGCAGCUUUAUGGAGAGGUCCCUGUGGAGAGCUGAGGCCUUCAGCUGAUAGCCAUGUGAGUGAGCCAUCUUGGAAGUGGACCCUCCCUGCCUGCGUUGUAGGAAGUUACAGAUAAUCCAUUUCUGUUCAUGUAUCAGGAACAAAAUAAUACUCAGAGACUGACUUUUGCAGGAGUAGGUCAUGAAGAUUCAUGUCCUUAGAAGUUUGCAGGAAAGAGGUGUUUCUGUUUUAAUCAGCUGGAUGCAUUGAAAGUGUUGCUCAUCAAGAUGACAGUGUUUGGAGGUGUCCUAUCAAUUGUCUGUCUGGGCUGUUGAAUGCAGUAUUAAACCUUUUGAAAUUGAACUUCAAGAAGUUUGUAUCAAGGAGACCUGAUUUUAAGAGAAUUUAUCAUCAGCUGGAUGGAGAGUUUCUGGUAUGUGAUGUUGGUGGGGAUGGUGAAGGGAUUUUAUGUACUAUAGGCAAUCUUAACUGGGCUUGUGUAGGACCCAUAUGCAUUUUAAGCUGUGAAAGAUGGUAAACACAUUUAUAAGUCUUGGUUGUUUAGUUGGCUGAAUACACUUGAAUUUAAAUUGUAGAAUUAGGAAAGAUACAGAAGGUGAACUUACUCAUUGAGAAGAGAUCAAACCAUCUCUUAAAUAUGACUAAUUAAAAUAAUUUAAAACUUUUCAAAGAAAUAGAAAAUAUGCCUUAAAAUAAUUUGAUUACUAUAGUUUUAAAGAACUUAGUAUUUCUGACUUCAGUAUAUCCAUUACCAAAAAUGCUGAAAAGAAAAAUACUUGGGAAAAUAAAGGUAACAGAUAAUCUCAUUACUCAGAGGUCCCAUUUUAGAAUAAAUUCUUAAAUUUUUAAAUCUCUACACAAAUAUGUAUAUGCACACUAUUUAAAAGAAUGUUAUAGUUCUACAGUCUACUUUUUUCAUUUAACAACAUACUGUGAAUUUACUUCUCUAUCAAUAACUAUGGAAUGAAAAGUAACUGGAACCUGGGGUCAGAUUAUCUGGUUUGGAAUCCUUGCUCCUAUAUUUACUUGCUGAGUGACUUUGAACAUGCCACUGAACCUAUCUAAAUUCUGGCUGUCUUCAUCAGUUAAAUAGGAAGUAUGACAGGAACUAAUGUUUAUGACAAUAAAGUAAGUAAAAUACAUAAUACAAAACCUGGCAUAUAGUAAGAAACCUUUUAAUUUAUUAAUUCAAAUUUAUUUAGCAUCUACUGAGUUCAUUAUUGUUGCACUGGGAGAUAGUGUUGAAUGCAGUAAAGAAAAAUAAACUACAAAGUAUGUAAAUUAUAUGAAUAUUGCGUAAAAUAUUUUACAUUAAAUAAUUCUAUAAAGUAAAACAGAGAAAAAAAAUUGCCUGCCACAUGGAACUUACAUUCUAGAGGAAGAGUGUGGUAAAAUAAACAGUAAAUAUUUGGUCUUUGUUCCCAGUUCUUGGCAGAGCUCCUAAAACCCUUGGAAUUUCCUGUGUGACAGGACCAUCUUGUUAUUCUUAAGGAGACCCUUUGGGUCACAUUUGGAUUUAUGCCAGAUAAGGUGAUGUAGGGUGGGGUGUUUAGACAGUCUCAGGGCUGCAGGUGAUCUCCUGAAAGAUCUGGUGUGUUUAGAAGUUAGAAACUCUGAGUCCCAACCCCCUAGCCUCUGGGAGAGGAGGGCUGGCCUGGUGGCUGAGCUCUAUAAAUACUUGAACAAGGAGAUUCAAUGCAGACAUGCUCAGUGCAAGAGGGUUGUUCACUCCCAGUCCUUGGGACACAUGAGCCCUUUUGCUUAGGACCCUUUUGGACCUCCUCCAGUACACCUCCUCACCUGGCUGUUUAUUUCUGUUUCAUAAUGGACCAGUAAAUGUAAGUUUUCCUUCUUCUGGGAGCUGUUCUAGCAAAUUAUUGAACCUGAGGAAGGUGUUGUGGGAACCCGUGAUUUAUAGCUGGCAGACGUAUGGGUGGCCUGGGACUUGCGACUGGCAUCUGAAAUGGGGGCAGUCUUGUGGGCCAGAGCCUUUACCUGUGGAGUCUGCCCAACACUGGGUCGAUUAUUGUCAGAAUUGCAUUGAAUUCUGGUUUGUUGGUUGGUGUCCAAGAAUAGGUUGAGACAGAUAAUAAACAAUACAUACAUAAAUAAGUAAACACAUAAAGUAUGUUAGAUACUAAAGUGUCAAGAAGAAAAAAUAGAGCAAAGGGGAUAAAUAUUUUUAGGGGAGGGUUGUUGAAAGUUUAGGUUGGCUAGUGAAAAGACUCGCAAAGAGGAGACCCCUAAGUUAAAGAACUGAAGGGAGCACAAGAACAAGCUGUUAUUGACAGGAGGGAAUAAACAGCCAUGCAAAGUCCAUGAAGGAAGGCUGCCAGGUGUGUUCCGGGAACAGCAGGGAAGCCAGUGUGGCUAGAACACAGAGAAUGAAGUGAAACAUGGCAGUGAGUAAAUUUGGAGAGGUAAUAAAGAACCACAGAGGGCUCUCUAUGUCCUAGUUAGAUCUUUGGCUUUUACUGUAAAGGAAAAAUACCAUUUGAGGGUUUUGAGCAGAGGAGUGAUGAGAUCUGGCUUUUGGUUUUAAUAUAGCAGAUUCAGGGACAGUAGUUAGGAGGCUAUUGCAAAAGUCCACAUAUAAACAGUGGUAACUUAAAACAGGCUGGUGCAGUGGGAAAGUUAACAAGCAUAAAAUUCUGCAUAUAUUCAGACUUGUUAAGAAAUGCCUGAAUGUGGGUAAAAUUGUAGCAUUUCCAGAAUGUCUCGCCUGGCUUUACUAUAUCUGCAUAUCAAUAGGCAUUCAGAGGUGGAAAGAAGUAUGGCUUUAGUGCAUUUGCAUCUUUCCUCGGAGGUGGAGGAGUUCAUCUCCAUAUCAAUGGGUGAUUUACCUGGACAGCUGAGGACUUAUCUGUACCUGAGAGGUGAGGGGGAGGGACAGUGUUGUGGCUGCUGGAGCAGAGAAGAAAGAUGGCCUCAGAGUGCAGUUUGUGAGAAAUAAAUGGGUUUUAAGCUUUAUUUCUCCCUUUGACUGAUUUUGGUUUUUAGGAGUAUUUUGCCCAGGAUUUCCUUUCCCCAGACUGACAAUUGGCGUAGUAUUGGCAGGAUUCCUGUGAACCCAAAAUCUGUCAUAAUGGGUGCGACCUUUGGGAGGGCCGCCCCUAGAAAUGAUGGGGAAAAGCGGUGCUCGCGCCGAGGGACGUGUGUCUACACUCGUGUGGUCGUGGAGGCGCCACCACCGCUGCUGGCCAUGCCAACCCUGGCCCGUGGCCCGAGCCUAAAGCUACUGCUUCUGCCACUGCUGCUGCUCUUGCUGCCAGCCGGAGCCUGGCCACAACCAUGGAAAGGAGCAGAGGUCCGGGUCACCUUGAUAGAGAAGAAACUGUCUGCUGGGUACCAUGCCUUGCUGGCUACAGAGCCCAUCACCGGAACAGCUCCGACCAAGCCAUUCACUGGAUUUGGGAGAUAACAUUCGACUUCAUUUGUUUGAUGGUGGAACACUCGUGAUCGAAAACAUGCACGAGUCAGACCAAGGUGCAUAUCAAUGUGUGGUCAGAAACUCAUCUGGGGAAGAAAAGACACGGAAGGCCAGGCCCAGAUACUCCACUCCUCCAGGGGGGAGCAGAACAUAACAUUCCAGUUGUCAUUUCAAAAAUCUCCAAGGAGCAAAGAGUGGAACUUUCAGGACUGCUUUUUAUUGGAGACGUGAUUCUACAGAUAAAUGGAAUUAAUGUGAGAAAAUGCAGACAUGAAGAAGUGGGGAGUUCUCUUUCCUUUUCUCUAAUGUCACAAUUUUUCCCAUAUGCAAACAAGGAUGCAUUGAUAAAAAUCAUUCAUUUUAUUCAUUAAGAAAUGAGGACAUUGCUCAAUUAUGCUGUCAGAUUUUCAAAUGAUCUCAAUUUUUUUUACUAUUAGAAACAGAUCCAUAGCACCACCCAGGAUGAAAUGUAAUUCAAAUAAAUACCUACAGAGGUCACCUACUAUGUUUUUUCAGUUUUUCUGUUAAUCCCUACCAGUUAAUAUCCAAGUAUAUAUCUAGGUAAAAACUAUGUCUGAAUCAUUACAAAUAUUUAAAAGCUUAUAAAUGGUAACAUUUAUAUAUGUAAAAUCUCAGUAGCAAGGACAUUUGG